AUGCCUCCCAAAGGUGGUCGAGUGAUGAAGCAGGUGCAGGCGGCAACGCGUCGGAGCAACCGCAACAAGAGCCUGGCUGUGCGGCUGCAAAAGCAGCAGGGCGACGAUGUCGAAGGACAGCAGCGACAGAAGGAGGAAGGCGAGUUGGUGGACGAAGGUGAGGAGCCACAGGACACGAUUCGCGACGAAAAGAAUCGAGAUGCCAUUGCGAAGCUGUCGAACGUGCCCCUGUCUGAGGAGCAACAGAAGCUGCGGGAUCACGUGCUGCAGUUCUGCCGCGACAGCCUGCGGUCGUACACAAAGACACAGCGACCGUCAGUGUUUGUGAUCCAGGGCGAUGCUGGGACGGGAAAGAGUGUGGUGCUCAACGCGCUCUUCAACGAGCUGCAGCGACAAGCUCGCGAGACGGGAGAAGGAGAGAAGGAGAAGGAGGAAAAAACGACAACGACCAAGGCGACCAAGGCCAAAGACGGCAGCACGCUGGUCGGGACGGAAAACUAUCUGGUAGUCAACCACCCGGAAAUGUUGAAGCUGUACCACCGCAUCUCAGCGCAGUUCCCCUUCAUCCGCAAGACCGACCUGGAGCGGCCGACAUCGCUGAUCAACCGGCUGCAGAAGGAACGGCCGCGUGGACGCAGUGCAGCCGAUGCGGCAGCCGAUGUGAUUCUCGUGGACGAGGCGCAUCUGCUGCUGUCGAAGAAGAACGCGUACAAGCGGUUCUUUGGCGACAACCAGCUGGAGGAGCUGCUGAAGCUGGGCAAGGUGCUGGUGAUUGUGUUUGACGGCAAGCAGUCGCUGCGCUUCGACGCCUUCUGGGAUGACGCCAAGCUGGAAGACUUUCUCGGGGGAUUGGCUGGGGGAACUGCUCUGACGGUUGAGCGCCAUCAGCUGGGUGAGCAGUUCCGUGUGGCUGCCGCGCCCGACAUGCAGCGCUGGAUCCAGGCGCUGUCAGUUGAGCGCACGGUGCUGCCGCGGCCACGCAUCGACGCUGAUCGACGAGCGGCCGGUGAUCUCGAUGCGUUCGACUUCCGCAUCUACGACGAUGCGGGCGAGCUGUACCGCGCCCUGAUGCAGCGCAACGAAGAGCAGGGCGGUGGCUGUCGGCUGCUCUCGACGUACGACUGGCCCUAUCGCCUGCCCAAGCCCGGACAGGGUGGUGCUGCCCAGAAGGUCUGGCAUGUCGACUGUGGCAGCUUUCGCAUUCCCUGGGACAAGUACCUGCCGCAGAUCCGCGAGCCCUGGUCCGAGCAGCCCGACAGCUAUCGCUACUGCGGCAGCGUCUACACCAUCCAGGGCUUUGAUCUGACCUAUGCUGGUGUCAUCCUCGGCCCCAGCGUCGGCUACGAUGUUCAGACCGACCGAAUCGUCAUUCACACCGACCGCUACGAGGACCAUGCCGCCUUUAUGGGCCGCAAGAACGACGAGUCCGCCCUGGCUGACAAGGAGCGCAUCGUCCUCAACUCCGUCAACGUCCUGCUCACCCGCGGCGUCCGCGGCUUGUACGUCUACGCUUUCGACCCCGCCCUGCGGAAGCGUCUGCUCGCCUGCUGA
Grosmannia clavigera kw1407 is the source of this 1551-nucleotide messenger RNA. RefSeq names its product ATP-dependent exoDNAse beta subunit. Gene Ontology annotation, molecular function: ATP hydrolysis activity. The transcript has a single exon. The coding region runs from base 1 to 1551 and encodes 516 amino acids. Lineage: Eukaryota; Fungi; Ascomycota; Sordariomycetes; Ophiostomatales; Ophiostomataceae. The record is from RefSeq and is a predicted model, not a curated record.